AUGGCCUUCUUGAUGUUUGGCGGCGCAACCCUCUCCGUUGGCGCGGCGGCGCUGGUCGUCUACCUCGCUGCUAUAGCUGUCUAUCGCCUCUACUUGAGCCCCAUCGCAAAGUUUCCCGGCCCCAAGCUCGCCGCCCUGAGCAACUGGUACGAGUUCUACUACGACGUGGUUCGCCAGGGCGAGUUCACUUGGCAGAUCCAGAAGCUGCACAAGCGGUACGGCCCCAUCCUCCGCAUCACGCCAACCGAGCUCCACAUCGACGAUCCCGAUUACUACGAUGUGCUCUACACGCGCGGCUCGGGCCGCCGCAACAAAUACGCUUACUUCUCGGGCCGCUUCGGGUACGCGAGUGACACCUUCUCCACCGUCGACCACGACCUCCACCGGCUGCGGCGCAAGGCCAUCAGCCCCUUCUUCUCGGUCGCCAAGAUCGCCGACUUCCAGCCCGUGAUCCGCGCCAAGGUCGACAAGCUGUGCAAGAAGCUGGACGGCUAUGCCGCCGCGAAGGGCAGCGUCGUACGCCUCAGCAGAGCUUGGAUGGCGCUGACGACCGACAUCAUCACCGAGUACGCGUUCGCCAAGUCGUACGACCAACUCGACAGCCCCGACUUCGCCGACACGCUGCACGAGGCUCUCGUUGCGAUCUACGUCACGGGCCACUUCGCCCUGCACUUCCCCAUCGUGUUCCCCAUUCUCGACCUGCUGCCCGAAUGGUUGGUGAAGUGGGCACAGCCCGAUAUCAUUCCCGUUGUUGGACUGCGAAAGACAAGAUCCGCCCCUCGCUCCACGUCGACAUGCGACCUCGCCGAGCGAGUCCGCCAGAUCCGCGACGGCAUCAACAAAGGCCACGAAGCCGCCGCGCACCCGACCAUCUUCCACGAGGUACUCAACAACGACGAGCUGCCCCCGGACGAGAAGUCCAACGCUCGGCUCGGCGACGAGGCGCAGCUGAUCGUCGCCGCCGGCCUGAUCACCACCUCGCGCGUGCUCAGCGUGGCGAGCUACUACCUGUCGACCCAGCCGGCGCUCGCCGCGAGCCUGCGCGCCGAGCUCGCGGCUGCCCUACAGCAGCAGCAGCAACAGCAGCCGUACGACGACUGGCGCCAGCUCGAGAAGCUGCCGCUGCUGCGCGGCGUGGUGCACGAGGCGGUGCGGCUGGCCCACGGCAUCGUCACACGCGACCCGCGCCGCGCGCCCGACGCCGAGCUGCGCUACGGCGACUGGGUCAUUCCGCGCAACACGCCCGUCAGCAUGACCACGUACGACAUCCUCAUGAACGAGCGCAUCUUCCCGGAGCCGGAGGCGUUCCGGCCGCAGCGGUGGAUCGGGCGGCCCGAGCUGGAGCGCUAUUUCGUGCCCUUUGGCAAGGGGUCGCGGCAGUGCUUGGGGAUCAACCUGGCCUUCGCCGAGCUCUACAUCACCAUCGCGACCGUCUUCAGCCGCUACGAGUUCGACAUGUUCGAGAGGGACGAGACAGACGUCCGGAUGGCGCACGCCUAUCUCGUGCCGUAUGCCAAGUGGGAGUCGAAGGGCAUCCGGGCGACCGUGCGGAAGGUGCAGCAACCCAAUUCAUGGGGUUCGCUGGCUGACGACGAAGCGUUCGGUGGAUCGACAUAG
Messenger RNA from Thermothielavioides terrestris NRRL 8126, 1617 nucleotides. RefSeq lists its product as uncharacterized. Gene Ontology annotation, molecular function: iron ion binding; oxidoreductase activity, acting on paired donors, with incorporation or reduction of molecular oxygen; monooxygenase activity. The record is from RefSeq and is a predicted model, not a curated record. The transcript is spliced from 5 exons. NCBI's taxonomy places the organism in Eukaryota, Fungi, Ascomycota, Sordariomycetes, Sordariales, Chaetomiaceae. Bases 1 to 1617 code for a protein of 538 amino acids.